This is a messenger RNA of Diaporthe citri, 1155 nucleotides long. RefSeq lists its product as uncharacterized. Bases 1 to 1155 code for a protein of 384 amino acids. The record is from RefSeq and is a predicted model, not a curated record. Lineage: Eukaryota; Fungi; Ascomycota; Sordariomycetes; Diaporthales; Diaporthaceae. Gene Ontology annotation, biological process: tricarboxylic acid cycle; isocitrate metabolic process. Gene Ontology annotation, molecular function: isocitrate dehydrogenase (NAD+) activity; NAD binding; magnesium ion binding. Gene Ontology annotation, cellular component: mitochondrion. The transcript has a single exon.
AUGCUGGCCGUCCGCUCCAUGGCCGCCCCUGCGCGGCGCCAGUUCGCCCGCGCAGCUCCCCGCGCCACGGUCGCCUUCAGCCAGACACAAUGCCAGAGGAGGUGGAUCUCGGGCGAGAGGGUGGCCAAGUACAAUGGCGUCAAGGACAAGAACGGCAACUUCCCCGUGAGCCUGAUCGAGGGCGACGGCAUCGGGCCCGAGAUCUCGCAGGCCGUCAAGGACAUCUUCGCCGCCGCAAAGGCGCCCGUCGCGUGGGAGCCCGUCGACGUCACGCCCAUCCUCAAGGACGGCAAGACUGCCAUCCCGGACUCGGCCAUUGAGAGCAUCGAGCGCAACAAGGUCGCCCUCAAGGGCCCGCUCGCCACGCCCGUCGGCAAGGGCCACGUCUCGCUCAACCUGACGCUGCGCCGCACCUUCAACCUCUUCGCCAACCUGCGGCCCUGCCGCUCCGUCGCCGGCUACAAGACCCCCUACGACAACGUCGACACCGUCCUGAUCCGCGAGAACACCGAGGGCGAGUACUCGGGCAUCGAGCACACCGUCGUCGACGGCGUCGUCCAGAGCAUCAAGCUCAUCACCCGCGAGGCCUCGGAGCGCGUGCUGCGCUUCGCCUUCCAGCAGGCCCAGGAGAUCGGCCGCAACAAGGUCCGCGUCGUCCACAAGGCCACCAUCAUGAAGCUGUCCGACGGCCUGUUCCUGUCCACCGCCCGCGACGUCGCCAAGGACUUCCCCGGCAUCGAGCUCGACGACGAGCUGCUCGACAACACCUGCCUCAAGAUGACCACCGACCCCAUCCCCUACAACGACAAGGUCCUCGUCAUGCCCAACCUCUACGGCGACAUCCUGUCCGACAUGUGCGCCGGCCUUAUUGGUGGCCUCGGCCUGACCCCCUCGGGCAACAUCGGCGACGAGUGCUCCAUCUUCGAGGCCGUCCACGGCUCCGCCCCCGACAUCGCCGGCAAGGGCCUCGCCAACCCCACCGCCCUGCUGCUCUCCUCCAUGAUGAUGCUGCGCCACAUGGGCCUCGGCGACUACGCCGACCGCAUCGAGAAGGCCGCCUUCGCCACCCUCGCCGAGGGCAAGGCCCUGACCGGCGACCUGGGCGGCAAGGCCAAGACCAACGAGUACGCCGCCGCCAUCAUCUCCAAGCUGUAA